AGUGAUGUCUGCGAGAUGAGGCUGUCGCUGGUGCUACUGUGGCUGGGCGCGGCGGCGGCGUGCGGGCCGGGCCGCGGCUUCACCCGCCGCCACGGGCCGCGCCGCAUCACGCCCCUCGUCUUCAACCAGCACGACCCUAACAUUGGCGAGAACUCCAAGUCCGCCAGCGGGCCCCCCGAGGGCCGCAUCACCAGGGACGACGAGAAGUUCAGAGACUUGGUGCCCAACUACAACCCGGACAUCGACUUCAGGGACGACGAGGGCACGGGCGCCGAUCGUCUCAUGACACAACGUUGCAAGGAGAAGUUGAACACGCUUGCUAUAAGCGUGAUGAAUCAGUGGCCGGGCGUGCGGCUGCGGGUGAUUGAGGGCUGGGACGAGGAGAACUCACACCAGGAGCACUCGCUGCACUACGAGGGGCGCGCUGUCGACCUCACCACCAGCGACCGUGACAGCAGCAAGUACGGCAUGCUGGCGCGUCUCGCCGUGGAGGCCGGUUUCGACUGGGUCUACUAUGAGAGCCGCUCCUACAUACACUGCUCUGUAAAAACAGAGUCAUCAGUGGGAACCGGCGCAGGGUGCUUUCCCUCAGGCGCGGUGGUGUACACGGAGAGCGGGCCGCGAGACAUCGACUCGCUGAGAAAAGGAGACCGCGUGCUUGCUGCCGCAGAUGACGGCAAGAUGAUAUUUUCAGAGGUGUUGACGUUCAUGGAUCGAGAUCCAAACGCAACGAGGCAGUUCAUGGAAAUAACUGCCGAAAAUGGUGUGACCAUCACCACGACGCCGUCGCAUCUGUUGCUGCUAGCUGCCGCGGAUGGCUGGCGAGAGUCCUUCGCCGUAAACAUCAAGCUGGGCGACGUUCUGCUCACUAGGGGAACGGGAAGCGUGAUGCGGCCGUCUAAGGUCGUUCACACGAGAAUGGUGAAGAGACGCGGAGUGUUCGCGCCCCUCACCAAAGCCGGGACUAUCAUAGUUGACGAUGCAUUGGCGUCGUGUUAUGCGCUCGUCCGCAGUCAUUCGCUAGCACACGCUGCUAUGGCGCCUUUGCGAUGGUUGGCCAGUUGGAGCAAAACGGAAGAGAUGCCGCGCGGCGUACACUGGUACGCCAACGCCCUGUACUCCUUCGGCGACUACGUCCUGCCUUCGACGUAUAAAUAUCGUUAGUGACGUGUAAGUGCGGCGACCGUUCAAAAACAAUAUAUCGCGCGCGGGACGUGCCUUUGACGGAUUAUGUAAAUAGUAUCUAAGUGUAAAUAGGACGCGAACUGAAUGUGUAAAUAGGCUCUCAAUAAUGCAAUUAUUAGUCUACUGUAUAGGACGCCUCGACUACGUUUAUCGUAUUAACCCAUUGAAAUUGUAUUUAUGAAGUAGAAUAAGAGACAUAUUUUUGCGGAUCGCAGUUGACGUUCGAAUGUUUGUAAAUUGUGUCGGUGUUGUUAUUCUGCACAAUGCAGAAAUACUUAAAUGUAUGCGCUUAUGUUUUGUUUAUAAGUAUAGUUGUAUAAUAGUAUUUAACAUUGUUUAUCAAACUUAAGUGGCUCUAACUACUUUUAUUUCUAUCUUAAAACUACAGCUUACUCGUGUUCGUGUUCUACGAUUGUAACUAGACAUUCCAUUCCUCUAAUCUUUUACGUGCUAACAUUCUACAUGUGUAAAAUAUAAUGAAAUUGUGAUCUUGGUACCUAAAACAGUGCCUUAAGAUUUUAUUUAUUGUUAUUAUUAUAGGCUAGUUUUCUAUUUAAAAAGUGACGAUGGAAAGAUUGC
Papilio machaon (common yellow swallowtail) is the source of this 1764-nucleotide messenger RNA. It is a transcript of the gene hh, whose product is annotated as tiggy-winkle hedgehog protein. The transcript has 4 exons. Gene Ontology annotation, biological process: protein autoprocessing; cell-cell signaling; cell fate specification. The record is from RefSeq and is a predicted model, not a curated record. NCBI's taxonomy places the organism in Eukaryota, Metazoa, Arthropoda, Insecta, Lepidoptera, Papilionidae. Gene Ontology annotation, molecular function: calcium ion binding; patched binding. Bases 16 to 1164 code for a protein of 382 amino acids.